AUGCUUCUUGUAUUCCGAGACUCACCAACUGAAAAGUGGGUCGACAUCUUGAGCGGAUGUCGCAGUUCCUAUGCAUCCAUCCAUGAGAAGCAUCUUCGCUUUAUCAAGCACCCCGAACUGCUGGCCAAGCUACCUGUUGAUCCUCUGGCAGACGACGCCGACUCGCCCUGGGAACUGGUGCGCAAAGAUGAGCUCAUCCGGUCGGAAAUCCUGCAGGAUGUCCAACGGCUGCCGGAUGACCCCCUUUAUCACCAAGACUCUGUCCAGGCCAUGAUCCUGGAUAUUCUGUUCCUCUACUGCAAACUCAAUCCUGGUGUGGGAGGCUACCGGCAGGGGAUGCACGAACUGCUUGCCCCCAUCGUUCAUGUCCUCAUCCAGGACGCUCUGGACCGAAAGACUGUGGCAGCCGAACAAGAGGUUGGCCCGUUUAUGCUUGACAUGUUGGACUCGGCAUACGUUGAACAUGACGCUUACACUAUUUUCUCCAUGCUCAUGGCACGCGCAAGCGCCUUUUACGAAGUCGGUAGUGAUGCAAAUGGCGAGCAAAACACCAUUGUCGAGAAAAGUAGGCACAUUCACGACGAGUUGCUCAUGCAGGUCGAUCCUGAACUUGCAAGCCAUCUCAAGGAGAUUGAAAUCCUUCCUCAGAUAUUCCUCAUCCGCUGGAUCCGCCUUUUGUUUGGUAGAGAGUUCCCUUUCGAACAGUUGCUUGUAUUAUGGGAUACGAUUUUUGCUCUCGACCCAAACUUGGAUCUGAUAGAUCUAGUAUGUGUAGCCAUGCUACUGAGAAUCCGAUGGACAUUACUCGAAUGCGACUACGCCAUGGCUCUGCAACUCCUCCUCCGCUACCCAGUCCCUCCAGACUCUCAAGGCCCUCACACCUUUGUCGAUGACGCCCUCUACCUACGAGACCAUCCUAACCCCACUGGUGGCGCCACCGUCAUCUUCAAACACACCGGAAAGCACCCGCUGCUCUCAUCAGCCGCUCCUUCAGUCACUAGCCCAGGUCCCCAACCGCCAGCCUCGCCCUCCAAACAUGGCUUUGGCAGCUUGCGUCAGCGGACUCUAGGAGCCAGGUCACCGUUGUCCUCCCUACAACAACCCGGAGGCGUUGAAGCCUUGCUCUCCGGCGCUGCUAAGAACAUGAUUGAACGCGGAGAGAAACUGGGCAUCAACCGAGCCGUAAGAGACGCCAUGGGCGAGAUCAAAAAGGGUCUUCAGGAAGCUCGCUCAUCUAGUAGGAGUACAGCCCCCCGCAGCCCUUUGCGCGACGGAUAUCUCUACCAACCACCGCAACAUACGGUCACAAGUAUGCAGAAGAGGAACAGACAGCUAGCGACCAUGUUGGACGAAUCAGUCACCAGCCUCAAACAGCUCGCCGCUUCGGGAUUAGGGGAAACAACCGACAAGGAAAAGUACGUAGAAGCCGUGGAGAUUGCCGCGGCAAAGGUCCAGUUUGUCAAGGCGUGCCUGGAGGACUCAUCAUUGAUACUUGAUGAUUUGGAGGAGUCCGCUCCUGAGCGUGAACCACAAGCACCGUCGUCCCCGACUCCCUCUGCUCCGGCCUUCAACGCCCUCAGCCUGUCGCCUUCCCGCCACAGGGGUAAUACCGAUUCAAGGUCACCGACGGUCGCCUUGGAUAUAACGCCGGUGGUGAUGACUUCGUCGAUCGUGGAAGAGGAAGCGGAAGCCGAAGUUAGCAUAUCACAAGCAUCGACUAUCAAUACCCUCCCCCCUGCACCUGCACCUGCACCAGAAUCAACGGUGGAAGCGGAUGAACCGCCCAAAACCCCAACGGAAAUGACGACGCCGGAAAACACCAUAAGCAAGCGCAGAACCAGCAAUGGCAACGACCCCUCUUCAUCUCCCGCCGGCAUCCACAAGCCACCAGCAUCACCGCCCUCAGCCAACCCCAUCGAGCCAACACUAUCAUCACCACCAACCCACCCAGACCCCGUUUCCUCUUCCUCACCCUUGCAAUCAGAAACCCGAGAACAACAACAGCAACAAGAACAACAAGAACAACAGGAACAACCGCCUCACCGCCCUGAACCCCUUCCCACCCGCUCAACCAUAGCCCAAUCCUCCUUCGCCUGGAUGCUCGAACCCGACUCUCCUUCUUUCUCCGCCCCUAACUCUUCGUCAACACAGCAACACUAUACCAAGAAUACCUUCCCCCCACCCCGCUCGCCCACCACCGCUUUUCCAGAAUUAGGUGGUCGUGGUCGACCAUUUAGUUCUCACACCUCUAGCCACCCCAUCACUGGGACGGGAGGAGGAGCUAAAACUAAGCCAAGGAAGAAAAGUCUCGGAAAGAGUAGUCGCAUGAGUAACGCCUCAAGGGAACGUAAUGCGUUUCUUUUUGGCGAUGAUGAUGAGGAUGGUGAGGGCCAGGCUGCGGGAGGAGGAGGAGGGGGGGGAAAGAAAUCGGGACUCGCAAUGGGGCCGUUGGGAGAUGGGAUUUUUGGGUUGGAGGUUAUCUCGAGGAGUAAAGAGAGGCAGCAGGAGAAGGAUGGUGGGAAGGAGGGUGAUGGGGCGAAAGGAGAGGAGGGAGUGGAGGAAGAGAGGUGAUGCGGGAUACGAUGUGUGAGCUUUACUUAUACUCAAUGCUGGUGGUUGAGAUCUUAUUGGCAAGGCGUUUGAUCUCGGUGAUGCUUCAGAAUUGCCUUGGUUUUGUUAAUCAACGUGGAGAAGGCAUGGCUGCCCGUGUCCGUCC
Neurospora tetrasperma FGSC 2508 is the source of this 2716-nucleotide messenger RNA. RefSeq lists its product as uncharacterized. The record is from RefSeq and is a predicted model, not a curated record. Gene Ontology annotation, biological process: activation of GTPase activity. Lineage: Eukaryota; Fungi; Ascomycota; Sordariomycetes; Sordariales; Sordariaceae. The transcript is spliced from 2 exons. Gene Ontology annotation, molecular function: GTPase activator activity. The coding region runs from base 1 to 2571 and encodes 856 amino acids.